AUGGAGAACUCUUCGGUUAAGGCUCUCCAGGCAUUAGUUAUCCUAGCCCUCGACCUCAUCGGUAGUAGCAAUGGCCCACCCGGAUGGAAUAUCAUGGCUCUCAUCACUCGAUCUGUGGUUCAGCUCGGUCUUGCUGUCGAGUCGAACUCAUUCUCCGUCUCACCUAAUUAUACAUCCAUAUAUACACUCCGCGCAAUGGUGCUCCCUGAGCCCAAAGACUUCAUCGAAGAAGAAUCACGAAGACGGCUGUUCUGGAUGAUUUACCUUCUUGAUCGAUAUGCUACAAUCUCGACAGCUUUCGAGUUUGCACUUGACGACAAGGAAAUCGACCGCACCUUGCCGUGUCGGGACGACCUGUGGAUCAAGAAUCAGAAGGUAGAUACGCGAUGGUUUCGCCCUGAAGAUCGACCAGACGGCGGUACGCCACCGGAAUACGAGAUGAAUAAGCCUGAAAACCUAGGUGCUUUCUCCUAUUAUAUCGAGAUCUUGGGCAUUUUUUCCAAAAUCCACAAGUUUUUGAAGCUGCCCGUCGACAUUAGUGCCUUAUCCGAUGUCGAGCAGUGGCAAUUACGCUACAAAGAGCUUGAUAAUAUGCUGACGAGCUGGAAGUUCGGCCUGCCCGGUGAAUAUGGCAAUAUGGCAAAGCUAUUCCAGCCGGGCUCGGCCAAAACACUGAACUGCGGGUGGGUGAUGUUGCAUGCGACCUACCACACCGCUGUCAUCCGGCUUCACUCGUCCGCCGCAUACCCCACAACCCGCUCACCUAUCUUCACCCCAUCAUACUCUGCCAGUCAGCGUUGUCAUGGAGCUGUCGAGAAUAUCGCCGCGCUUGGCGAGUUCGUUCUUGCCAACGGUCUCCUUCCCAAACUGGGGCCACCGUUUGCCUUCACUCUCUGGGUCGCUGCGCGUUUGCUUCUUGUACAUGGCAGCACUGUGGAGCACAAACUCUCGCCACAAAUUGCUUUCUUUGUCGAUAGCCUACGUGAGAUGGGCCGGUUUUGGCCGGUUGCACAGCGCUAUUGCAGUCUCCUCGAGCGUGUAUUAGACGAGCAUAAGGACAGCGAAAGGCAGGGUGACGGCGUAACUCCGAGCAGUGUCAAGAUCUUGGCCGACAUGCGACGAACAGCAUUUGAUCUUGACUUCUUGAUCAGUCACCAGCCUCGUCAUCUUGGCGGCGGAGCAGAUAGUAGAAUGGGCAAUGGUGGAUUCAGCAGAUUUCCAAGUGUAACUCCCGCCAGGACACCGCAACCGAAUGAUCUAGAAUAUCUCGAUGUGUUCGACUUCUUUAACGUGCCUAGGUUGCCAUUUGCCGCGCCUACAGACGUAGGACCUGGUAUGAAUGGUACGAAUGGGAACCCUGGCGGCGAGAUGGUCACCGAUGGGCCUAAUCCAAAUGGCAACGGCAACACGAAUGGCACUUUGCAAGGAGCAAAUGAGUUCAACAUUACGGAUUUCAUGGUUGAUGCCAACCGCGAUUGGUUAUUUAAGCAAGAAGGGGGCAAGUUCUUGUCAGGAUAA
Molecule: messenger RNA, 1518 nt
Organism: Phaeoacremonium minimum UCRPA7
Lineage: Eukaryota; Fungi; Ascomycota; Sordariomycetes; Togniniales; Togniniaceae
Product: putative c6 transcription factor protein
Exons: 1
Coding region: 1-1518 (505 amino acids)
Biological process (GO): DNA-templated transcription
Cellular component (GO): nucleus
Molecular function (GO): DNA binding; zinc ion binding
Source: RefSeq, a predicted model, not a curated record